This is a messenger RNA of Mus caroli (Ryukyu mouse), 1558 nucleotides long. Lineage: Eukaryota; Metazoa; Chordata; Mammalia; Rodentia; Muridae. The record is from RefSeq and is a predicted model, not a curated record.
GAGCCCUUCCUGCUACUGUUCAUCUGGAGCCUCGCGUGAGAACCAGGGACCAGGAAGCAGAGGACAGAAAGGAGAACUAGGCAAGAGGACAUUCUACUGUCUAGAAUGAGACAGAUCCUUCUCCAAUCUGGGCCCUGAUGUGGGCACAGGUGACAGCUGAGCUGAAGAAAUGAUUCCCAGAGUAAUAAGAUUGUGGCUNCCUUCAGCUCUGCUCCUCUCUCAGGUCCCAGGCUGUGUCCCACUGCAUGGCCCCAGUACUGUCACAGGCACUGUGGGGGAAUCGCUCAGUGUGUCGUGUCAAUAUGAGGAGAAAUUCAAGACUAAGAACAAAUUCUGGUGCAGAGUGUCACUGAAGGGACUGUGCAAAGAUAUUGUCAAGACCAGCAGCUCAGAAGAAGCUAGGAAUGGCCGACUGACCAUCAGGGACCAUCCAGACAACCUCACCUUCACAGUGACCUUUGAGAGCCUCACCCUGGAGGAUGCAGACACCUACCUGUGUGUGGUGGAAUUACCAUUUUUCCAUAAGUUUUUCAUGAUUGAGUUGUCUGUGGUUCCAAGUGAGGACCCAGGACCAACACUAGAGACACCUAUGGUGUCCACCAGUCUGCCUACCAAGGGUCCCACCCAAGGAUCCAUCACAGAGGGCCGCCAUGAGCAUGGUCCCGAGGGCUUGAGGCUCCCAGUGCUGCUGUCUGUGUUAGCUCUCCUGCUGUUUCUGUUGUUGGGGACCUCUCUGCUGGCCUGGAGGAUGUUCCAGAAGCGGCUGGUCAAAGCUGAUAGGCAUCCAGAGCUGUCCCAGAACCUCAGACAGGCUUCUGAGCAGAAUGAGUGCCAGUAUGUGAAUUUGCAGCUGCACACGUGGUCUCUGAGGGAAGAGCCGGUGCUACCAAGUCAGGUAGAAGUGGUGGAAUAUAGCACAUUGGCAUUACCCCAGGAAGAGCUUCACUAUUCAUCCGUGGCAUUCAACUCCCAGAGGCAGGAUUCUCACGCCAAUGGGGAUUCUCUUCAUCAACCUCAGGACCAGAAAGCAGAGUACACUGAGAUCCGGAAGCCCAGAAAAGGACUCUCUGACCCUCACCUGUGACUCCAUGUCACUUGAUCCUCUCAAUGGUGACCACCAGGUUCCAAGGCUCCCUGCUGGCUGCUGCCCUCGAUGGAUGUCAUGAGCCUCACUGGCUUCACUAAAGAUGAGCAGGAGCCAGGGCUCUGUGGGCACAGUCUCAUCCCACUGGCUCUCUCCUCCUCUGGGUGUGGAAGACAUAGAUGCUGCUCCUUUGGGGCUCUGGGAAGUGACAUGGUUCGUAUAGAACAGUACUUGUGUUAGUUAGCUUUGUAGUGUCAGUCCAGGAAGAACUGUGGUCACUGGGAACGUGGGGGACCCAUGAGACUACAAAGGAAGGGGAGUCAUGGAGGCACUAAACACCAACUCCUUCAUCUCACAGAGAAAAAAACCUAAGCUCUGAGGACAAAAGCCUGGCCCGUGGCACCAAGGUCAGGGGCAAAUUCCUCUGGACUCAUUUUUAUUUUUAUUUUUUGGUUUUUGAGACAGGGUCUCUCU